Messenger RNA from Klebsormidium nitens, 1191 nucleotides. The record is from the annotation of a GenBank genome assembly. Lineage: Eukaryota; Viridiplantae; Streptophyta; Klebsormidiophyceae; Klebsormidiales; Klebsormidiaceae.
AUGAAUCCAAUGACGGCGUCCCGUGACGAGAAAGGACCCUCCGACAUCGUUCUCGUCGCAUCGACCACCCCUGCGGCCUCGGCGAGCCUGCACGAGAACCUGAAGGCCGGUCAAGCCGUCAGGAGUUGUGCGGCGGUCCACUUCGAGGGUCCGGCUCCCGUCUUCGGCGACAUCAGGAGCGUUCCGGCUGCCGUUCCGCCUCUGCCAAAUGCAGGAGGCGUGUUGGGCGGCCGUCCCUCCUUUGCCGCUCGACAAGGGGGGCGCGACUUCGUCUUUGAUUACGGGCUGGCCUUCCAACUGCGGCACGCGGACGCCUUCACUCGGAGUGGGUUUGGCUGUGCUUGCAUCGGCAGCACAUGCCAUGGGAAGAACCCGGUUUAUGUCCGAGGUAGGGAGCCGUUCGUCUGGGAGCGCAAGCGCAAUCGGGGUGGGGCGCUCAUUUGCCCGGGAGCUGGGGGGCAUCUCUUGUGCCUUCGCUGCGUGGAGGCCGAAUACGACGGAGGGCGGCCCUUUGUGACGGCAGAGACAGGUGGUCCCGUUGCCAAGGAGGACCUGUUCACCAAGUUCGAGGUCUUUCCUAAGCUUGGAGAGCUGCGGCAGGCGCAGUCGGGGGAGGCGGCGGGAGAAGGGGGGCAUCAAUUUUAUGUGCAGAGACGUGACCUCGCCCCGUGCCCAUACUGUACCGAGCUCAAGGGGACUUCGAGGCGCGGGGUGAAGAGGGCGCUUGAGGGGGGGUCGGCGCCAUCAGAGCUUGGCCCCAUGCCAGGCAUGCUACUGGAGCUCAAACGGAGUAAGGUCCCGCCGACAGCCGUUGCUCCUGGCCUCUUUCUGGUCCCGCUGAUUGGGGGCUCAGACAGGCGCCUUCUGGACAUCACAGUGACCGAGAGGGGGCUCGUGAACGCACCUCGGCUUGUGAGGAUUGACCACACGGGGAAGUUCCUGUGCGUGUGCGGACAGAGAGGGUGCCGAGACCACGAAAUGAGCUUCCUGGAGGAGACCCGUCGGCUGGACGGUUGGUGGCAGGGUGGGGUCGCAGACUUUGCGGCUUUUGAAGAGAGCCGGUCCUUUGUGCGAGAGGUCACGAGCGGCGUCUCGUGGGUCUUGCCAAUCGAUCAGAGCGGACGGGUUGGGGCGGUUCUCAGAGGGUCAGACGCGGCGGCGUGGCGCGGCGGGCGGCAGGUGCGAGUCUUU